CACCCCACACCCCACCCCACCCCUGUGGCCCCACCCUGACCCUCCCCCACAUCUCCGCCCCAGUAUGAAUGAAGUUAGCGUCGUGAGAGAGGGCUGGCUCCACAAGAGAGGUGAGUACAUAAAGACCUGGAGGCCUCGAUACUUCAUCCUGAAGAGCGAUGGCUCCUUCAUCGGUUACAAAGAGAAGCCAGAGAUGUCUGACCCCAGCCUGCCGCCCCUCAACAACUUCUCUGUGGCAGAGUGCCAGCUGAUGAAGACCGAGAGGCCUCGGCCCAACACCUUCGUCAUCCGCUGCCUACAGUGGACCACGGUCAUCGAGCGCACCUUCCACGUGGACAGCAAUGAGGAGAGGGAGGAGUGGAUGCGGGCGAUCCAGGCAGUGGCUAACGUGAAGACGCGGGAGGAGGAGGAGCCCAUGGACAUGUUCGUCCCCAGCGACUGCAGCGGUGUGGAGGCCAUGGAGGUGGCCAUGUCCAAGUCUCGCUCCAAAGUGACGAUGAGUGACUUUGACUACCUGAAGCUCCUGGGGAAGGGGACUUUCGGGAAGGUGAUCCUGGUGAAGGAGAAGGCCACAGGGAUGUACUACGCCAUGAAGAUCCUGCGCAAGGAGGUCAUCAUCGCCAAGGACGAGGUGGCUCACACAGUGACGGAGAGCAGAGUCCUACAGAACACGAGACACCCCUUCCUCACUACGUUAAAGUAUGCUUUCCAAACACACGACCGGCUGUGUUUUGUGAUGGAGUACGCCAACGGAGGGGAGCUGUUCUUCCACCUCUCGCGCGAACGCGUUUUCACGGAGGACCGCGCCCGGUUCUACGGGGCCGAGAUCGUGUCGGCACUGGAGUACCUGCACUCACGAGACGUUGUCUACAGGGACCUCAAGCUGGAGAACCUCCUCUUGGACAAGGACGGCCACAUUAAGAUCACAGACUUCGGCCUGUGCAAGGAGGGAAUCACGGAUGGCGCCACCAUGAAAACCUUCUGUGGCACUCCAGAGUACCUGGCACCCGAGGUCCUGGAGGACAACGAUUACGGGCGGGCGGUGGACUGGUGGGGGCUGGGCGUGGUCAUGUACGAGAUGAUGUGCGGCCGCCUGCCCUUCUACAACCAGGACCACGAGCGCCUGUUCGAGCUCAUCCUGAUGGAGGAGAUCCGCUUCCCCCGGAACCUGUCCCCCGAGGCCAAGGCCCUGCUGGCAGGCCUGCUCAAGAAGGACCCCAAACAGAGGCUCGGAGGCGGGCCUGACGACGCCAAAGAUGUGAUGUCACACAAGUUCUUCACCUCCAUCAACUGGCUGGAUGUCCUGCAGAAAAAGCUAGUCCCACCAUUCAAGCCCCAGGUGACAUCAGAGACGGACACGCGCUACUUUGACGACGAGUUCACGGCGCAGACCAUCACGGUCACGCCCCCGGACAAGUAUGACAACCUGGACUGUGAAGACCCAGAUCAACGCACACAUUUCCCACAAUUCUCCUACUCUGCCAGCAUACGGGAGUGAUGCUCACACACUAUCUCCAGCUCGCUCUCCCCCUCUAUCUCGUUCGCUCUCUCUCCCCCGCUCUCUCGUUCACUCUCUCCCCCCUCUCUCGUUCGCUCUCUCUCUCUCCCCUCUCUCUCGUUCGCUCUCUCUCUCUCCCCUCUCUCUCGUUCGCUCUCUCUUCCUCUCUCUCUCGAUCACUCGCUCUCCCUCUCUCGCUUACUCUCACCGUCUCUCUGUCUCUCGCUCUCGCUCACACGCUCCCUUUCUCCUCCGCACGCACUCACUGCGGUGGAAUGAUCUCAGCAGCUGACCUCUCUUACACCAGCACACCCACGUAGACGCGAGGCGAGAGCCGGACGUUCGGACGCGAGGCGAGAGCCGGACGCAGACGGAUGGACAGACGACGACGACCUCAUCGGGAGCAAAGUGCCUUGACUGUCACUCAGACCUGCCCCACCCGCAGCCUGCCGUCUCCGUCCACCGCACCACACUGCAGCACAGUCACAGAGCAGGGAGAGGGAAAAAAAAAACACACCAAAAACUUUUUUCUUGUUUUUAAAAGAAAAAGGAAAAUCUACUCCAAAUGACAUCAUUUUUAACCCCCCCCCCCCCACACACACACACACACACAUGAUUGUUACGGUUUUAAAAGCCAUAUUUCUGCAGUCUUUACAAGUGCUCUUUCUGGAACUGGCUGUUACCAAUAAUAUAGAACUGUUCCUAUGGGCGAGAGGGAGUCGGGGUGGUUCUGGGGGCAAAUCGGCGGUUUCUCUUCCCACUCGAUGUGCGUUUGUGUAUCUGCUGGAUGUAUACAUCUGAAAAUUGUGUGCGUUUCCGAUGGUUGUGUACAUCUGAAAAUGUGUGUGUUUUGGUUAUGUGGGGGGACGGGGAGGAGCGGCUCUAAAGGCAACAGACAUGAAGAAAUUUGAGCUUUAAAUUAAACCAACUCUAAAGAGUGCUGUGACUUAGCGAAAACACCCUCAGGGCUCGCUAAAGAAACAAACCAGGGAACUCAAGUCUUCAGUCUGAAGAGGGCCCACAGGUCUAACGGUUGCUCUCUUCUUAAGCAUAAAUGUAAUAAUUUGUCAAUAAUGCUUUCAGUUGUAUGUGCAGUCUUGGGGGAGGUAUCCGUGUCAAAGGGUUUUGUAAGAAAUUUUAGUAUCUCAGCUGUUGAGAUAAGCCAGCCUGUCGCUAGGCACAUGAACUAGUACGUUUUAUAUUGAAACACUGACUGACACAGCAAGGGGUUGGCACUUAAUAGCUAGAGCUCUACAUCUGUUUAAUCUGAUGGAAAGGAUUUCUUUUUUUUUUUCCUUUUGAAGAGCAUUUUUUAUUUGAUCUGCUGCAAUGCUGGAAAGUGGUCACCAGGGUGCGCCACUAGCCCAGCAGAUGGGUGGAUUCCCUGUGGAGUUAUGAAAUUGUAACUGGGUGAAAAAUCUCUGAACACCCAGCUUGGGCAUCUGGAGGACUGCGUGUUCACUGAGCUGCACGCCUGUCUGCUGUUAGGAGACGGAGCUGCAGGUGACGCAGUGUGCUAUUGUGUGAUGAGGUUUGUGUUCGAUGGAAGGGUUUAAAGGCCUUUUAAAAGAUGGAAGGGUUGUCACUUGUCAUCUUUGUUUUUGUUUUGUUCGUUUUGUUUUGAUUUUUGUUUCUCUCCCUGUUUGUCCCCCCCCUAUCCCUUGAAACCUUUGAAGACAAAUUUAGUCUCAUUAAAAUAUAUAAAAGAUAUAUUUGUGAAAAUA
Messenger RNA from Conger conger (European conger), 3222 nucleotides. It is a transcript of the gene akt2, whose product is annotated as v-akt murine thymoma viral oncogene homolog 2. The record is from RefSeq and is a predicted model, not a curated record. Gene Ontology annotation, molecular function: protein serine/threonine kinase activity; ATP binding. NCBI's taxonomy places the organism in Eukaryota, Metazoa, Chordata, Actinopteri, Anguilliformes, Congridae. Gene Ontology annotation, biological process: protein phosphorylation.